CAUCUGUGCAACCGCACAUAUAUUUGACCUCAUGAAUGCUGACCCUCUCGGCGAUGCAUGUCCUCCUGAUCUUCACGAGCUGCGAGAUCAGAUCUUCUCACUGAGGGUAUUGAUCCACACUGACAUGCCCAAAGCUACAAAGCAUGCCAGCUCUCUCGACCCGCCUCGCCUCUCUGCCUCGAAGCUUCUCGCACCCAGCACCAACGCUCUUCAGACCUCGACUCCGAUCACUACACAGCAUGACCGUCAUUCGAGCACCCGCAGCACCCAGCCCUACGCUCGGACCUUCGUUGGUGUUCCCAGCAAUCCAUCCGCGUCGCCAGGAAUUGCCCGAUAAUGAGGCAAAGCUUGCCACCAUUUCGAGAGAUCUGAGGAGCGACACGCUCACUGUGCCCACGGAUUCCAUGUUCCAAGCCAUGCAAAGAGCAAGUCGAGGAGAUGAUGUGUACCUGGAGGAUGAAACGACGACGAGCUUCGAAGCGGAGAUGGCAGCGUUGGCAGGCAAAGAAGCUGCUCUGUUCGUCGUUUCCGGCACCCUUUCCAAUCAGCUGGCCAUCCGCACGCACCUGCAACAACCACCCUACUCGGUGCUCUGCGACCGUCUGGCUCACAUUCAGCGAUACGAAGCGGGAGGCGUAGCAUUCCACAGCGGAGCGCUGGUCGAAUGCGUCCAGCCGCGCAACGAUCAUCACUUGACCUGGCAAGACGAUAUCCUUCCCAAUCUGGUCUUGGGAGACGAUGUUCACUCUGCUCCUACGCGUUUGAUAUGUCUGGAAAACACGCUGCAUGGUCGCAUCUUUCCUCAAGAGGAGAUCAUCCGCAUCGCAAAAGGUGCGGCUGAACACGACAUCAAGCUUCACUGCGAUGGAGCUAGAUUGUGGAACGUAGCUGCAGAGACUGGCAAAUCCAUCGAGGAGCUCUGUCGACCUUUUGACUCUGUCAGCAUGUGUCUCAGCAAGGGCAUCGGUGCGCCAGUAGGAACCGUGCUGGUCGGUACCGCCCCAUUCAUACGCAAAGCGCGCCACUUUAGAAAACUCUUCGGAGCGGGCAUUCGACAGAGCGGAUCCUUGGCUGCUGCUGCGCGCACAGGUCUAUCGGAACACUUUCCCAAGCUCAGAGCGACGCACCAGCUGGCCAGAUUCGCUGCGGACGAGCUGGAAAAGCUUGGCGUGGCGAUCGUCGGUAGACCUGAAACGUGCAUGUUGUUCAUCGAUACUGCCCACCUUGGCUUCUCGUUGCAAGAGCUGCAAGAACGCGCUGCGCAACUGCCAAAGCCUAUUCGAUUGGGAGCAGCGCGCAUCGUGAUACAUCAUCAGACGAGCGCGAAAGCCAUCGAGGACUUGAUAGAUUUGGUGCGCUCGCUAAGAGAAGAAUUUGCGCAUCGCGCGUACGAAAGGGAAAGUGGCAGUGCGGACGGUGCGCCUCGUGCUCAGGAUGGCGGGAAUUUGUACGCUGCGAUGAGCAAGAGCAAACAUUCUAGACAGUCGGUAGACAGAGUGUGAAGCAAUGUAACAAAUGCAAAUUUUU
Ceraceosorus guamensis is the source of this 1527-nucleotide messenger RNA. RefSeq lists its product as hypothetical. NCBI's taxonomy places the organism in Eukaryota, Fungi, Basidiomycota, Exobasidiomycetes, Ceraceosorales, Ceraceosoraceae. The coding region runs from base 144 to 1502 and encodes 452 amino acids. Gene Ontology annotation, molecular function: L-allo-threonine aldolase activity. The record is from RefSeq and is a predicted model, not a curated record. Gene Ontology annotation, cellular component: cytosol. Gene Ontology annotation, biological process: glycine biosynthetic process; L-threonine catabolic process. The transcript has 4 exons.